ACGGAGAAAGUUAGUAUCUUAAUGAUGAUAACAUUUCAUUGAGUAUAAAAGUCAGUUUUUAUCUUUAAUUUGUCAGUCUUUUUUAAAAAAGCAACGUUAGAGAGAUUAUUUGUUUUUCAAUCAUAAGAAUUAUCUUUUUUACAAUGACAAAAUUAUUGAUAGCAGUCGCAAUUGUCAUUUUUGUCGCAGUAACAAGUCUUGCUUCUGCAAAAACGUACGAAAUUUCAACGGAAUGUCCAAAUUCUUUGAACGAAAUCACAUUGCUCGCUCAUGAACACGAUUGUACCAAAUAUUACAAGUGCUUUAACGGACAAAGACAAUCUAUGGAUUGUCCAGCAUUUAUCCCAGGCCAUAGGAAACAUUUUGACGCUGAAUCUAAAUCUUGCGUUUCACCAUGGAAAUCAAAAUGCGUAUCCCAAACAUUCGAUUAUUUUACCGAUGGUUACGUACAGCCCCAUCCUUACAAUUGCAGUUUAUAUUACGUAUGCACGAACGGUGAAAAAGUUGAAAAUUCGUGCAAAGAAGGAGAGCUGUUCGAUUCUAAAGCUAUGAAAUGUGUGGCUAAGGAGAAGGCGACGUGUAACGUUUAUAAGAACGUAUGCCCCAAUGGUAAAUUUGAUCCUGUAUUCUUGCCCCACGAAUGCAAAUGUCAAUCUCUAUAUUACGAAUGCAUCGAUGGAAAAUACGUCGAAAGACAUUGCCAGAAAGGUGAAGAUUUCGAUGUUGAAAGUAUGAAAUGCGUUUUAUCUCAAAAACUGGGAUGCAACGCGACGACUGUCAAUGAUUGUCCUGCGAUCGGUAUCACAUAUAUGGCCGACAAGACCGAUUGCAGUUCGUAUUACGUGUGCAAGGAUGGGGUGAAAAGCAAGAAAGUUUGCAACUUUGGAUUGUCUUAUAACGAGGAAAGUUCCAUGUGCACUUGGCCACCGAGUAGCAUGUGCUCUUCGAAAUCGUUGAAACCAAAGAAGACUACUACACCUAACGCGAUCGAGCAAGUUGAGACUAGUCGAAAAUGUCCGCCGAAGGGAUCGGAGGAGAAAGCUGCGAAAUUUCCGCAUGAAUGCUCUUGUGCCGUGUAUUACGAGUGCAAGGAUGGACAAUUGUUCCGUGAAACGUGUCCGAACGGUCUGAUUUACGAUUACAUUCGAGAAAUUUGCGAUUAUCCGUAUCGUGCCAAAUGUAAAAACCAAAAAAAAUUCAAUUACUAUUUUACACUCGCAAAUUCUGAUUGUCCACCAACUGGUCAUGCUCGCAUACCUCAUGAAACAAAUUGUUCCUUGUAUUACGAAUGCAAUAAUGGUUACAAACGUCUGCAAUCGUGUCUAGAAGGGCACUACUUCAACGAUUUAAUCGAAUCGUGUGACUUACCCUGGAAUGUAAAAUGUAAGAAUUGGCCAACAUCUAUCCCUACUACUACUACCACUACUUCUACUACUACUACUACUACUACUAGGCCGCAGCAACCUUCCGAAUGCAUGGAAUGUCCCAAUGGUUGCAACAAUUGUAUUACCCGAUUUCCUGAUCCUCGCAAUUGUUCCCUGUAUUAUCAAUGUGAAAAUGAUAAAAAAGUUUCAAAGGCAUGCCCCGAAGGCCUUCAUUACGACAGUGUGAAUCAGAUUUGUAAUUUUCCGAAAAAUGUGAAUUGCGAGAGGUGUAAAGAGGGAGAGAAACGUUCUCACGAAUGUCAAUGCAAUCAAUAUUACGAAUGCAUAAACGGAUACGAAGUGCUUCAGAUAUGUCCGCAAGGACAAUACUUUGAUCGGAAGAGAAAAAUAUGUAAAGAAGGGAAGUGCCCUGACAAAGUUGACCAAGUUGAUUGUAUUGGUACUUGCUCGUCGUUUUAUUCCACGGAAUAUUUGCUUCAUAAAGAUUGUGACAAGUAUUGCGUAUGCGAAAAUGGAUAUCCCUAUAUCGUUAAGUGCCCUAAGAGGAAGAUCUACAAUCCAAAGAAUCAAACAUGCGACUGGCCAGAAAACGUGGCGAAUUUGACGUGCGAUCCUUUUCCGUGCGAUUCCAGUUCUGAGGGAGAUAAUCUUCCUCAUAAAUGUCACUGUAAUAAAUAUUUCGUGUGCAGAAAUGGAAUGAAAUACCGUGAAAAUUGCGAGGAAGGAAAAUACUUCGAUUACGAAAAAGAAAUUUGUGUUAAUAUUGAUCAAGCCCACUGUUAUCAUGAUGCAAAAUUGAAAUCAAAACCAUAAUGCAAUAGAACCUGUAUACUUUAUAAUUCCAUAUAUCCAAAGCUUCGUAAUUGCAUGCAAUGUUAUAAAUGUGAAAAUGGAACGGGAAGAAGCACGUGUCCCAAAAAAUCUCUACUAUGAUAAUGAGGGGAGAAGAUUGACCUGAGAAUAUACAAAAUUUAUCGCAAAUUAUUCGAAUGUAAUGAUAAGGACAAAAAUUUAACUCGUGAAGGUAAUUAUAUUGUAAUAUUAUGCGUGUCAUAAUGGAACGAAAUAUUUAAAAAAAUGUGACAAAGGAUUAUAUUUCGACCAUGUACUUCAAACACGAAAUAGAAAUCGAUUCUUGUUAUUAUGAAUUAUUGAAACGAUAUAAAAGUCGAGGGAUACAUUGGUCCGCAAUUCAAUUCUACUUUCUCUUACAUCUCUUGCAUCAUUAAAAUUGUAUAUAAUGUUGCAUUCUUUAUAUCAGAACAUAUUACAAUGAAUAAGAAAACAAAUGUAGAUUUUCAAUUGUAAUUAGAAAGAAUAAAAAAAAAAUCACGUCAAA
Apis cerana (Asiatic honeybee) is the source of this 2724-nucleotide messenger RNA. RefSeq names its product balbiani ring protein 3. Lineage: Eukaryota; Metazoa; Arthropoda; Insecta; Hymenoptera; Apidae. The record is from RefSeq and is a predicted model, not a curated record. Gene Ontology annotation, molecular function: chitin binding. Gene Ontology annotation, cellular component: extracellular region.